AUGUUUUCUCCGCCCGUCGCCCAAGGCGGCCCAGCAACGGCGACUCGUUCACGACGUCGCCAACGCCCCGUGAGCUCCGAACGUGCUACUCAGCAGCCCAAAGCCAAGAGACAGAGGCUUCCUUUGACCGAGCAAACUUUUGUCAAUCCUGAUGCCCAGCAGGAUAUGAUCGAGGUCAAGACUGAUGGCAAGGUCGCGACUUUACCAGUCAAAAACAAAAACACCGAGCCACCUGAGACUCUGAGCCCCGUCUUGCGCAAGGAAUUGAACGUCCGCGCAAAGAAGGCAAAGCAUGGCGACCGUGCCGCUAACAAAGGUGACGGAAGUCUUGUUUUGACAAGCACGAACGCAUACACAGUCAGCAAGCUUCCAGCUCUACCUGACAGAAUUCGAACCGACUGGUCGGCGUACCAAACCGCCGAUAUCUUCUCCACAGGAUAUGCACUAUCCCUAACACAAACCCAUGCCCUCGUUUGGCCCUACGCUUCGACAUCGCAAUCACCCGAAACAUUCUCCUUUACCCUCCCCUCAACAUCUAGACCGAACGACGCUCUUCCCGUAGGAUGCCUUGUAUCGCCGUCCGCAUCAUCAGCAGAGCCUGGCCUGGUUGUGGUUAUGGGAGGAAGCGGAAAAGUCGUAUACUGGGAGUCUAUCGCGAGUGCGGCCACAUUUGUCUUCAUGAAGAAGGACCGUACUGGUGUCGAGUAUGCCAUUUCGGGAAUGCAGUCUGGGGAAAAGGUCGUGGCUAUUACCAAUGCUGAAUCCGCCGGGUUUAUUCUCACCUUCAACUCUGGACGUCUUGCAUACAUGAAUGUGCGCGACAGUCAAGGCAGGCCCGCUAUAUCGGUGCAAUUUUUGCGCAACAGCCUGUCGCCCCCUGCAGGUGGUAUCUUUGGCAGCAUUCGACAUGCCUUUCAACAUCUAUCCCUCAAAGGAGAUGUUGCAGCUGUCCGAGCCGAUAGGUCCGCACGAACAGGCGAGAGGAAUGUCGUGGCCCUCACAGGCAAAGGACGACUUCAUGCUUGGAGGGUUCAUCGCGGAGGUCAUAACGAGAUUAUUGGUGAUGCAGACGUGCGUGAAAAUAUCAUUGCUGCGCUCCAAGAGACCGAUCCCGUAUCUCAAGAAUACCCCGAGGAAUCUUUCGAGGCGAUUGACUUCACCUACGUCCCCAAGGGCCUGGAAUCGAAAUAUCUGGAGUUGAGCAGACUCAGCGAGGCUAUGGCCACCGAUAAUUCCUCGGUGCAACACCUGCUGCUCCUAGUCAGCUUGACCUUGCGAAGCACUUCCCGCUAUGCUUUAGUUGAAGCCAUUCUGACACCUCAAGAAUGUCGUAUCGGCAUGAUCCGCCCCAUAACCUCAUACAGUGCCCCUUUCUCGUCUCAAUUAUCCGAAACACCUCGACCACGUCUAUAUCUCCCUCGCCCAGCUUUGGUUGCGUUCGUUGUCUUUGACCGCGCAGCAGUUAUUGCAUCGAUUGCCGUUCCUCCCCAAUCUCCCGAAUCGCAGCUCCAAAUCGACAGUCACAUUCUGCCGGCCGCCUAUGAAGACGUUGUCGAUUUCCGUGAAGAUGAUGUCCACGAGAUCAUUGGCUCUGGAUUUGAGGAAAUGGCACCUGUCUCUAACCACGAGGAGCAUCGACCGCACCGACCCAAGACAAAGAACCCAGCCGUGGUUCUUAUGGUUCGGGGGGCCGGUGCGGUGCGCAUCGUGACAACUGACGUGGACAAGUUCGCUAGCGAUCAGCCACCAAAGGUUUCCGCGAAGAGCAAGAUCGAGCAGGCUGUUUUCUUUGGUGCGAAACAAGACAAUCCCCUGAUUUUUGACGGCCGACAGGAAAUCAAGUUUUCAAAUGAAGAAGUCGCCCAAGCUGCACUUGAGGUCAGUCACGAGAUCUUGAGUUCAAGCACUCCCUUUAUCUCGACCCUCCCGGCUUCAUUGGAGGAUAAUCUACGAGCCCGAUCAAAUGCCCUGGAGAGGUUGAUAACCCAGCUCAGAAUAAUUGGGGCAGAUCUUGACCGUAAGACGCGGUGGAGUCUGUUGUACAACGCCGAGAAGAUGCACGUGGCUACCAUGCUCUGGAAGCGACAUGAGGCCUUUACGGCAGCACGACCUGCAAAUGACAAGAAGAGUCUAAUUGGUACAAUCGUCGAGUUUAUUCACCAAGACCAGAAGCACAACCCUGUUGCUAAGAUUGGCGAGGUUGAUCGAGUCCGACACUGGUUUAUCAAUGACGUCUUCCGUCUCGAACUGUUCGUCGCCUGGGCGUAUGAAGUUAUCAAGACUUUGUACAAGGACCAGUUGCUUGACGAUGCCAAGGUCAAUGUUAUGAUUUACGAAGCUAUUCAAGUCAACACUUGUACACAUGCAUCAGCUCUUGAAUUCCGGAAGAACAAUCUCAGCUCUUACGGCCUUGGCUUCGAGGAACUGCGCAUGGGAAUCCUCCGUGAUGGAUAUGAAGAUCUCCCCGAACCUUGGACUAGUUCCCAGUACGUUGCAAACAACGCCAAACGCCUCGUCGAUCUCUCGGAUCAAUGGGUUCUGAAGAACCAUGAUGCCGGGGACUCGACCAAAUCGUCUAAUCAGCCCGAUCCCAAGGUCGUCUCCAAGAUUUUUGAGGAACUACCGGCUCUUAUUGAUGGGAUGCUCACUUCAGUCCUGGAAUAUGCCCGUUGGUCAUCAACGCAACCUGACCAGAAGACCAUGUCGCAACAUUUCGCAAAGGUGUAUGCGACAGAUCGAUUUGAAAAGCCUCUCGCUCUGGCACGUUCAGGCAAGUGGGAAGAAGGCGCAUCAAUUGCUGAGAAGCACGAAUGUCUCCGUGCCCUAUCCGUCAUUUUGCUGGACCAUAUCCAGGCACUUGAAGAUCGCCUUGCCGAGCCUGGACUUUCUCCCACUGAAACGCAGAAUCUUCAACGGCUCAGGGAUAACAAGAAGGCCAAGCUUGAGAACAGUUUCACGACUUAUGGACAGGCUUUCGCGUUCCCCGCUUACGAGUUCCUGCUUCAAAAACACGGAGUCGAAAAUGUCUUGGAAUUUGACCUCGAUAAGCACAGUUACAAGACUCAAUUCCUUCGUAGCAAGCCUGAACUGGCACGAAUCUCGUGGAUCAACGAUGUGCAGCAGGAGAAGGACGUCGGUCAUAGUGCCGAGACGCUUGUGACUCUUGCGCUUACCAAGGAGCAACAGGUGUGGAACAAAAAGAUCGAGCUGAGUCUAGGAAAACUCGCUCUCCUUGCCGAACUUGAAGAGAAAGCCACCACAGCGGGCGGUCUUAAGGUUAACGCUGAUGAGGCACGUACCGAGGAACAGCUCAAGAAGGUCGAUCGAGAAUUGGUUUCGAUCAGGAUUCAAGAUCAAUUAUACCACCAAGUUCUUCCCAGCACCUACGAAGCUGUGGAUGAAGCAGCUGCACUUAACUUCGCGAUGGAGGUCCACAGCAUGAACAUCCCCCGACGUCAAAAGGCUCAACACCAGAUCUUCGAGGAUGGAAUGAAGCGACUUCUUAAGCAUGAGGCUCUGGAUGCUAUGACACUUAUUGACCUGCUCACCUUGAUUUACCUCAAGCCUGAGUCGCGAGCCGAGAUCCCUAAUCCAUUUUGGCUUGCUCUCUUGGUUGCUGAGAGUAGCUGCCAUAGUGACGAGGUUAAGGAGGCUAAGCGAAUGAUCUGGAGGAGGCUAUUCAUCCGCGAUGAUUGGGCCAGAAUCAACGACACGCAGCUAAAGGAUGAUCGCGAAGUUGUUGAGAGACUCGCAGACACAGAACUCUAUGCCAUGCUCACCGACUGCAUCAGCUUUCAAAAUCCACGAGAGCCUUUCCGGCCCUUGUCUCCCCACGAGGCCCUGGGUGCUUUUACUGAAAACCUAGAUCGCAGGUUCCGUGAUUUUGAGUCGUCUUUCCGGACGAAGCUGAUCGAAAUCAUGAAGCAUGAGGACAAGAUUCUUCACCAGUUUGUCGAGAAGAACCGCCUCGGCGAGUGGCUUCGCACCACUCUUGAAGCCGCUCGAGCAGAGUUGGAUAACACUAUGGACAACGUCACUAAGAAUGCUGCUGUCAAUGAUGUUGUCGAACCCCACAACCCCUUCGCUGGCUCCAUAUUUGACGAUGGGAAGCCACCUGCAGUGAAUCCCAUCGGGCGAAUCUAG
Fusarium sp. VM40 is the source of this 4143-nucleotide messenger RNA. NCBI's taxonomy places the organism in Eukaryota, Fungi, Ascomycota, Sordariomycetes, Hypocreales, Nectriaceae. The record is from the annotation of a GenBank genome assembly.